Erythranthe guttata (spotted monkey flower) is the source of this 2910-nucleotide messenger RNA. Its product is annotated as putative disease resistance protein RGA4. Gene Ontology annotation, molecular function: ADP binding. NCBI's taxonomy places the organism in Eukaryota, Viridiplantae, Streptophyta, Magnoliopsida, Lamiales, Phrymaceae. The record is from RefSeq and is a predicted model, not a curated record.
AUGGAGGCUUCGGCAAUAUCAUUCAUUGAUUUGCUGCGAAACAUUUUCCGAGUCAUGCGCCGCAAGGAAUCAGCAUUGGAUUACGAUAUUUUGCUGCGAAAGAUUUUCGAGAGCACUCCACAUGUUGAUGAAUUCAUCAAUCCUGGAAUUGCGACUACAGGCUCUGAGAAACUCUUUGAAACGAGUAUGACUCAGAAGAUUAUAUCCGCAAUAAUUGAGGCGCGCAACACAACUCCUCAAUUGUCGGUGAUUCCAAUUGUCGGCGUCUGUGGAAGCGGGAAGACAGCACUUGCUCGACUGGUUUACAACGACGACGCAGUGAUGAAGGAACAUUUCAAACUGCGUGCAUGGGUUAAAGUGGAGGGACAAGAAUUGAGGCUGCAUCAAGUUGCUCAAGGAAUACUAAAAUCCUUAUUGGAUAUCUCGUGUUCCAUUGAUGACAUGGAUGAAUUGGAUGAAAUCGUCAGAGAAACUUUACAAUCUGAGAGAUGCUUGAUUGUGUUUGACGGUGUCGAAUCCAUGUCUGACGAUUCGUGGCUCCACAUGGUUAAACGCUGGUUUGACUUUGCGGAUUUGGGAUCUGUGGUCUUGAUCACAUCCUGUCGCAAACAAGUUACAAAUCUUGUCUGGAAUCACAGACCGUUCGAGUUGUCACAAUUGUCCGAGGAUGCUGCUUUGUCUCUGUAUAGACAUCUUGCGUAUAGUUUCUCGGAAGAGGAUGUAACAACUCCAUUGAUGGCUAAAAAUGUUGCAGCCUUGUGUGGGGGUGAUUCGUUAUCUUUAAGACUUUUCGGUAGCUGUAUGAGAAAUCACUCCAUCCUUCGGGAACUAAUUUCUACCGUGGAUUUCUCGGUUGUUAUGCUGCUGCCGGCUCCUGAUGCAUCGGCUGUUAUUUUGAUGUGCGUUUGGGCUCUUCCUCAACAGUUAAGGCAAUGCCUUGCCUUGUGCUCCGUUUUUCCUAAAGGUUAUGCACUCAACAAACAAAAGGUCAUUAGGAUGUUGAUUGCACAUCUGGAUUGUUGUAACCAGUUGAGUGAUUUCGAUGAUUCUUGCGUUGACCAGUUGAUCUCGAUGUCAUUCUUCACCGAUGUGACAUACGAUGAAUACGGUGAGAUUGAAGAGUUUCAGAUGCCUGACUUGAUCCGUAAAAUAGCAGAGGAUGUUGCUAGGGUUGUCUUGAAAUUGAAGCUAGGUGUGAUUGGCUCCAUUGGUGAAGAUGCUGAAGCACUCUCGUUUACAGGAGAGUAUAACCCGCAACAACUUCAAACAAUGAUCUUAUCACCUAGCAUAUUUUUGGGAGGCGAUCUAGAUCAUUGGCUAGCUGAAUUCUUGAAUUUGCACUCACUUGAUUUGAGUUGCAGUGGCAUUCGGAUGUUGUCAGAAGAUAUAUGCGAGUUAGAAGAGCUCAGGUACAUUAAUCUCUCCAAUACGCUGAUUGAAAUGUUACCAGAUUCCAUCACUCGUCUUUCAGAGUUACGAACCCUGGAUCUAUCAUGGUGUUCUCAUCUCAAAGCUUUACCUGCGGGACUGCGUUAUCUGACGCAAAUGACACAUUUAGAUUUGUACCGGUGUGAGUCUCUGUCGCAUUUGCCGUCUGGAAUUGGCUUCCUUGAAAAUCUCACUUCAAUGCCACUGCUUGUUUUGGGUAACAAGGAUCAUUAUUGUGCUAGCUUAGGAGAUCUUCGAGGGUUAAACAAGCUCAGGGGCAGAUUAGAGAUCAGAAAUCUCAAGAAUGUAAGGCUAAUUAGCGACGCCGCGAAUGCGGAGCUGCGUCAUAAAAAUCUCGUCCACUUGGGAUUGUCCUGGACUAGUAGUAGUAGUAGUAGUAGUCGAAGUAAGGCCGAUGAGUAUGAUUGCUUUAAAGUACUAGAGUGGUUGGAGCCGAAUGAGAGACUCAGAGUUCUUGAAUUAACAGGCUACAUGGGUACCCGAUUUCCUCUGUGGAUCUCGUUCAUGCACAAUCUAACUAAGAUUUCCAUUUCCGACUGUGGGUUUAAGGAACUUCCGGCGGCACUAGGCAAGCUGCGUAGCCUCGAGGAGCUGCAGCUGAGACAGAUGAGGUUUAUCGAGCGCAUCGUUGCAGAGUUUUACGGUGAUUGUGAUGUAUUUCCAUCACUGAAACAACUCGGUCUUCAUGAUCUGCCGAGGCUCUUCAAAUGGUCAAACGAUGUAAAGCUUCCCGUUUCGUCCCACUUAUUUCCUAGGCUCGAAACCCUAACGGUCGAAGGUUGUCCUCGGCUCGAACGUUUGCCUUCCAUCCCAAAUACCCUACGCCACUUGACAGUUUGCAACAGCAGUAGUAAGAUCCUUAACCCCUUGACUAGGUUUGACUUUCGUUCUUCUGUUCUUAUCAAAGAUAUGGAACUAGGGAUGCCUUUGAAGCAUUUAACUUCGUUGUAUUGGGUCCAAAAACUCAUUCUAUUCAACAUCAAGAAUGAAAUUACUAUUGAUAAUAGUGUAGCUCGCCUCGAGAAAUUCCCUUUCCUAAAACAUUUGGGUAUCCUACACUGCCACCAGCUAAAAAGUAUUAAUCUUGUUAUUUCUUCAUCCCUUGGGAAGCUACAUAUUUCAGACUGUCCGAUUCUGACACACAUUUCUCUCGAACGUUUGAGUUUCCCUCCCAGACUCGGUGAGUUGGUUGUUGAGGAUUGUCCUCAGGCAACGGAAGUCAAUGAGCUCAGCAGUUGCCGUUCCCUCAGGAAGUUGAUCAUUCAAAGUUGCAGUGAAUUUGAAAUCGGUUAUGAACUGGUGGAUCUAGCAAUGCUCGAGUAUUUGUUUAUUAGUGGAAGUCCAAAGAUCGAAAAACUGUUGCAGAUGGACACUUCACUAAUAUCUCAUAUCCCAUGCGUCAUACUUGGAAACCGAAAAAUCGUAACUCUCACAGAUAGUACUUUUUCCGACUCGAAAUGA